UUGGCUGUAGGAGGUCAUCCAGACAUCCAUACAGGGUCAAAGGUCACCAACUGCCAGUUGUCACUGAGCAGAGCCAAGAUGUUUUCGAAGACGUUCCUGAGAUUUCGAAAAUGUUGCAGAGAAAUCUUCCAAUGCUGUUGGGGGAGAAUGAGAAGGAAUGCCAGGCCAGCCAGUCCUUCAACCUCCACCUUGGAAGACGCAACAAAUCUGUCUGGCCGAAGAAAAACGAAAAUCACGAUAGACAUUGAGCUCCAUAAAGUGGAGCAGCACGGUUUCCCUCCAAAGGACAGCCGAGGGAAAGAGAAGGUCCUCUUCGAGAGGAAGGACCUUUUCCAAGCAGCGCAAUCAGAGCUGGCCUGUAUAAGAAGAGACCAGGAAAUAAGCCAAUAUUUGCGCCAAGUGGUCUCUGAGAGGAGGAGAGAGACGCAAAUAGCUCUGUUGCAGGAGCACAGCUUUGUCAAUGGAUUAGCUGCAUUGCUGGAAAUGUAUGAUCUCAGCAAGAUAACACCAGAAAGAGAUGAACCAAUAGAAUCCAUGCUGAUGGACAUUUCCAGUUUUUAUUGGAUGGCUACCCUGGAUGCAGAGGAGGAAGAUCUUUCUGAGGUGGAGAAGAAGUUGCUGGAGGAGGCCUUUGGCCUAACAAUGAGGAACCUACUCCGACAAUCUCCCACGACAGAACAGUUUGUUUUCAUUCUGAAGAACUUGGACCCACGUGGGAAACUCUUUUUGCCGGCAAUAAACCAGCUCCUGUCCUGUGGAAACCAUCAUCCCAGGAUAGAUCUCGAUCAAGUCCAGCAGGCUUUCCCUGAUGUUCCCAGGGAAAUCUGGCAGGCUGGAACCACCUACGAAAACAUCAAUGAAGGAGACCUAGAAAUAGAGGAGUUGUGACCUCCACCCUUCGCCGUUGAGCCACCUAUGAAGAAAAGCUACCAUCUCAGGAAAUGGCCCUUUGGUUCUUCCUUCUAUCAAUUGCAUAAAUUUUGUAUAAUAGUUGAAUUUGAUCUGUUAAAACUUCUGACUGUAUAAUAAUUGUUGGUAUCUGUGUUUGUAGAUCACUGGAAGAUCAGAACUCCCUCCUGCUGAAGGUUCCCUUGGGGUUUGGAAGAUGGCACUGGGGCUGAAGAUGCUGUGGAGCAGACGCCGACCAUCAUCGUUUUUAAUAUGCUGCAGCAGGCUGGGUAGCAGCUUGGACAGAAUUCCACGCAGUUCCUGUAACGGACCUGCUUGCUUGGACCAUCACCCGGCUGGAUCAACAUCUCCCCAGGAUAGAAGAACAACGAAACACAGAUGGAUGGACUUGAGUUUUUAAUGACAGUGUUUUUUCUUGUAUCUA
Molecule: messenger RNA, 1333 nt
Organism: Pantherophis guttatus
Lineage: Eukaryota; Metazoa; Chordata; Lepidosauria; Squamata; Colubridae
Source: RefSeq, a predicted model, not a curated record